Molecule: messenger RNA, 730 nt
Organism: Priapulus caudatus
Lineage: Eukaryota; Metazoa; Priapulida; Priapulimorpha; Priapulimorphida; Priapulidae
Product: anaphase-promoting complex subunit 1-like
Exons: 7
Biological process (GO): anaphase-promoting complex-dependent catabolic process; metaphase/anaphase transition of mitotic cell cycle; protein K11-linked ubiquitination
Cellular component (GO): anaphase-promoting complex
Molecular function (GO): molecular adaptor activity
Source: RefSeq, a predicted model, not a curated record
GCGCUCAAACUGCAGUUUGGAGAAGAUUUGCGCGUGGCUGAGGUCCGUAAGCUGCUCCAGUCCGCCCGCCCAGUCAAGGUCACGCUGGUACAGCGACCAGAGGUCAGCGAUCAUGAGUUCAUUGAGGAACAGGAGCGCCACCUGCUGUCCAUCUGUCAGCGCACAAUGGCGCUACCUCUCGGGCGAGGGAUGUUCACACUGUCAACAUCAACACCGAUCGUCACGGAAACGCUUCCCGUCCCCAAGCUCUGUCUGACGGGACGAGCGCCGCCACGCAACACGAUCCUGUGUGCGUGCGUGCGUGCGUGCGUGCUGAACGUGGAUAAUGAGGCGCUCAAACUGCAGUUUGGAGAAGAUUUGCGAGUGGCUGAGGUCCGUAAGCUGCUCCAGUCCGCCCGGCCGGUCAAGGUCACGCUGGUACAGCGACCAGAGGUCAGCGAUCAUGAGUUCAUUGAGGAACAGGAGCGCCACCUGCUGUCCAUCUGUCAGCGCACAAUGGCGCUACCUCUCGGGCGAGGCAUGUUCACACUGUCAACAUCAACACCGAUCGUCACGGAAACGCUUCCCGUCCCCAAGCUCUGUCUCACGGGACGAGCGCCGCCACGCAACACGACGGUGGAUCUGACUCACAUCGACGUCCCGGCGAACAUGAACGCUUGGCCGCUGUUCCACAACGGAGUCGCCGCGGGGCUGCGCAUCCAACCACAGUCGUCCGGGGUGAGUAACCAUG